Tachysurus vachellii is the source of this 2470-nucleotide messenger RNA. It is a transcript of the gene adoa, whose product is annotated as 2-aminoethanethiol (cysteamine) dioxygenase a. The record is from RefSeq and is a predicted model, not a curated record. The coding region runs from base 269 to 1021 and encodes 250 amino acids. Lineage: Eukaryota; Metazoa; Chordata; Actinopteri; Siluriformes; Bagridae. Gene Ontology annotation, cellular component: mitochondrion. The transcript has a single exon. Gene Ontology annotation, molecular function: oxidoreductase activity, acting on single donors with incorporation of molecular oxygen, incorporation of two atoms of oxygen.
CGUGUAAUAGCCUACUGGUAGACAGAGAAGGAAGGAACCGUUGUGUUGAUCUUAAACCAUAAAUAAAAAUAAAAUAUAAUCACGCCUUCUUCUUUAAAGCUAAGGUAAUUUUGUGACCUACAAUGUUGCUGCGAAUCUUGAGAAUGUGGUGGUUUUGCAUGAGACAACAUCUGGACGCUCAUUUUUAGCUAGCCAGCUGUUUUGGUGUUGGGCGUAAAAGAAAGAAAAAAGAAAGAAUCUACGUUUUGUUGUGUGUCGCAAAGUGAAUAUGCCACGAAACAACAGCAAGCCGUCACUCAUCCAAAACAUCGCAAACCAAGCGCAGCUUACGUUUAAAAACUGCGACGACGGUAAAGAUUUUUUGGGGAAUUUGGCGGAACUCCGCGCGCUUCUGAGCGAAAUCAGGGCCGCAGACCUGAACAUCGCGCCCCCUAAGAAGGGCUCUGGCUCGGGGUCGCGGGCACGCCGCAGAGCUCCAGUCACCUACAUGCACAUCUGUGAAACCCCGACGUUCAGCAUGGGCGUGUUUGCGCUGCGGAGCGGCGUCUCCAUCCCUCUGCAUGACCACCCGGGAAUGAACGGCAUGCUCAAAGUGCUCUACGGCAAGGUCCGGAUCCGCUGCUUCGACAAGCUGGACGGGCCUCCUGACCCAGAACUUUACGCCGGUACCGUGUCCGUGGCUGGGAGUGACACUGUGCAGAGGGACGCGGUGUGCCUGGCCGCGCUGCGCUCCAGCGGUGAGUUCACACAGCAGAGCGCGCCGUGUGUGUUGAGUCCUCACAGGGACAACCUGCACCACAUCGACGCGCUCGACGGACCCGCCGCAUUCCUGGACAUCUUGGCACCGCCGUAUGACCCGGAUGACGGCAGAGACUGUCACUAUUACCGAGUUUUACGCACAGCCAGCAAGAACGGGGACGACAAAAAGGGAGAAGAGACCGCGUGUCUUUUAGAGAUCCCUCAACCGGAGGAGUUCUGGUGCGGGGGCGAGUCUUACUCUGGCCCUAAAGUUACCGUGUAGGGACGCCUUAUUGAGCUGGGAUGAGUUUACCAAAGUUACAGAGGGUUCAAAGUAAUAUUCACAAGAACGAGUACUAAACUUUUUAAAGGUGUAAACGAAAGAGACAAAGUAUGUCACCUUUAGCUGAACAUUUUAGUGACAGGAAAUGGUACAAAUAUGUAUUUAAUAAAUGAAAGUAAUUACAGCCUACAGUUUCAUAACAUCUUAUUAAUUCAGCUCGAACUGUGACCGUGGAACAUUAAUAAUCUGUUUAAAUCUCUCCUUUUUAUGAAAUGUUCACUUGGUCAAUGUUUCAAACUACAGAAAGAACGUCCUUUAUCCCGAUACAGUCUUCAAGGACAAACUGCUCUUAUUACAGAUUAGAAUCACAAUGCACUUUUUUAACAUUUAUGGCAUUAAAACAACAUUUAUUAGAUAUUAUUAGAAAUUCAAGGAAGUGACAAGGUGAUUUUCCUUUGAAUUUCUUUUAACGUCGCAUGACUUUUAUUAAGGUAUAAACACUAACUAAUCUCCACCUCUAAACCCUUUCCUUAACCUUUACAACUUCUUACACUCCUUAAAUCAGAUCCUGCUGAUUAAAGCCUGGUCACAUGGGUGUUUUAACCAGAGGUGUUUAUGUUUGUGGAACAGAAACACUCAUCUGAUGUUUCGGAGUUCAGUCAGAGCGUACACCAACACACUUAACCUUCUGUAUUAGUGUAGAAAAGGUCAGUAUCCUGGCAGAGGGUCUGAGGAGAACAACCAGCUUGACUUUCAAAAAUAAACGAACCAAACAGUAGUUUUCCUCGUCAUCGUUGUGAUAAUGUCAAGGGAACCUAGGAACCUGUUUCUAGUGUACCUUUAAUCAGCUACUGCACUAAAAGUGGUUAUUAUGGUUCAAUUAUUUAUCUUAUAAUUCUUUCUCGGUAUAAAGUUUGGGGAAAAGAAAUCUUUAUUUCUGAAAAAUUCUAGUAUCGAGGUGUAUUUCUAAACCCAGUGUUUCUCAGUCCUGCUUUUCUGCAAUGGUUAUUUUAUUUUAUUCUUCAUUCUCUAAUGUGUUUGAAUGACUAUUAGGGUCAGAUGUAUUACAGGAGGGAUAAAGUGUCACACCGUGGAACUUCAGGAGAGAGAUUUACUGUGUUUCUGAGAACAUUUUCCUCCCAACUAUAUAUUCCUGAUAAAAUAUAUUGAAUAAUCUCAUUGACCAUUUAUUAGACAUGUGAUUUGUAAUGUUUUCUAUAUAAUGUUGCCAAUUUUAAUUGUAAAAAACAAAGCUGUGGCCUUUCAUAACAAAUAUUGAUUGUAGUCUUGCCUUAAAAACAUGUGCUUGUCUACUUGCACACUACAUAAUGUAGCUUCUGGUAUUUAAUUGUGCUGUAUUUAUUGAAGUUUGUACAAUCAGUUAUGUGUAUUUUUUUCUAUGGAUUAUAUUCUGUUAUAAACAUAAAUAAAUGAUUCUAAGACACUGCA